Messenger RNA from Medioppia subpectinata, 1437 nucleotides. NCBI's taxonomy places the organism in Eukaryota, Metazoa, Arthropoda, Arachnida, Sarcoptiformes, Oppiidae. The record is from the annotation of a GenBank genome assembly.
AUGCCUGAUGUGUUUUGUGGUACAGAAGACGUAUUGAAAUUCACAAAAUAUUUGCAAAGAAUGAAUGGCAUAAGAGGUCCGAAACCGUCAUUAAUUUCUGGUAAUUUUUAUGAACUCAAAGAGAAUCCAAACGAAACAUUUGACGAAUGGAUAGCGGAAUACGGGAAUCAUUUCGGAUACUUCUUAGGCGACAGACCUAUACUCAUGAUCAGUGAUUUGGAUGUCAUUCAAAACAUAUUUCUCAAAAAUAGCAAACAAUUCAAAGACCGGCCAAAAUUCUUUCUCAACGCCAAACCAUUUGUGUCUUCAGUUCUCGCUCUGAGAGGAGAGCGUUGGCGUCACGUCCGCCGACUUAUGACUCCGUUUUUCACUCACCAUAAGAUCAGUUCUCAAGAGAUUACAGAUAUUGUAGUGAAUUCUGUGGACACUUGUGUUUUAAAAAUAAUGACACAAAAGGAACAAAUAGUUAAAGUCGAUGAUAGGAUGCAAUCAAUAACUUUGGAUAUCAUAUGCAAGUGUGGACUUAAUAUGUAUGACACGGAUGUUCACGAAGAGAACAGCCAACUGAAGAGUGCGGCGAAAGAGUUCAUGGCUUCGGCUCACAAUUCGGUGGUCAUCUUUGCCACAUUUUUUCCAUUUUUGCGACCGAUUCUCUCCUUUAUUAACAAUUAUCUAACGGCUGGACGAAUGGCUGAUUGGAUUCUCCGUCAUCUUAAUAAACAAAUUCAAACCGAGACUCAAAACUUGUCCGCAAACCCUAAUUAUUCAAUUGACACGAAAUCAAAUAAUGUGUUGAAAUCAAUGUUAAAGUGCUUUUUAGAGAAAAAGUUAGAAAGGGAUGAAUUGACGGGAAAUGCACUCAUUCUUCUAUUGGCCGCUUAUGACACCACGUCUAUGGGACUGACGUAUGCUUUCUAUUGUUUAGCCAAACAUCAAGACAUUCAGAACACACUUCGCGAGGAAAUUGGUUUACAUGGAUAUCAAUCACGUUAUGUCGAUAUGGUGUGGAGCGAAUCAUUACGUCUGUUCCCACCCGUCGCUACCUUCGCCCAAAGGGAAGCCGCGGAAGACGUGGUCUUAAAUGAUAUAUUUAUACAAAAGGGAACUAUAGUUCAACUGCCCAUUUGGCACAUCAAUCACGACCCGAACAUAUGGCCAGAGCCGCAUAAAUUCAAUCCUCAAAGGUUUCUACCAGAAAAUAGUGAUGGAGAUGAGAGAGCCCGGGCAUCAUUCCUGACGUUUGGUUUGGGGCCGCGAACCUGUAUGGGCAUAGAGUUGGCUCGACAUGAGGCCAGAUAUACGCUCUCAAAAAUGGUGCAAAAGUUCCGAAUCGAAACGUGCGCUCAAACUCCCGAUCCAUUAGAGCUGAUCUGUCCCACAGAGAUCUUGUAUCCAAAAGAUGGUCUCUAUUUACGAUUUAUUCCACUAAAUGAAUGA